AGAGAAAGAGACAAACAGUGAGGUGUGCCUGGAAUAAAAAGUGAGACCUCGAGGGAGGAAGCCACGGAUAUAAGAGCAGCAUUGGAGAUAAGAAGAAGAGAGGACACGAUGCUGACGUCCAGCGCCAAUCAGUAUCUCCGUCCGGAAUAUCUGACGCCUCUCCCCACGACGCUGGAUGCCAAGAACAGUCCACUGGCGCUAUUGGUCCAGACAUGCAGUCAAAUAGGCGUCGAUCCACCGUCUAACAAGUCGCUACUUUCGGCUCACGACAAGUCCAAUAAGUUAUCGAAAUCGUCAUCGGAGUUGGUCGGACGAGAUAAGAGCUCACCAUCGACACACGCGAACUCUACCUCGUCUGCCUCCUCUAAUCUAUCCACCUCCUCCUCCUCCGAAAGCACAAAGUCCAGCAGCUUCAAGCCCUACGAAUCGUGCAUCGUCCGGGACAAAGCCUCCAGUCCUGAGCAGCAACAGCAACAGCAGCAUCAACAGCAGCAUCAACAGCAACAGCAACGCGUUCCUUCCGUGCACUCGACCUCGGGAAGCAAUUCACGCUCGAGGACACCGGCCAACGGUGGUGGCAAGCGCUGCUCAAGCAACCAGAGCGCAUCCUCGGGUGGUGGCCGGACGAUGAGUCCCCAAGGCCGAAAAAGUAUAACCCCGAGUAACGACACUACGAGAGAGUCGCCGAGCUCCCGGAAUACUAUCAACGAAAUGGCUUCCUCUUCGAGAUCGGGCUCGGCUAACAGUCCCUCGCUUCUCCAGUCCUCCAAGCCGGCCUACAGUCCAGCUCAAGGUGUCCUCUCUUCCCAAGAUUUGUCCCUCGGUGGCUACAAGCCCUCCGCGAUGAGCUUGAUCUCGUCGACUUCCGCCUCGGCGGGCGCGACCACGACAACGACGCCCUCCGCCGCCUACGGCCUCCCCUAUCCGCCUCAGCUUACGCCUAUGGACGCGAUGACCGCGAGCUCGCUAAUGUCCCAACAUCACGCUGCGGCGGCCCUGAAAAAUGGCCUCGCCGGCCACCCGUACCUGAGCUACGCACGCAUGAAGACACCCUCCGGGGCGGACACCUUGGUGCCCGUCUGCCGGGAUCCUUACUGUACCGGCUGUCAACUGAACAGUCAUUUGUUGGCCGCGACAUCGCAGGCCUCAGCCGCGAACACCGGAAAAAUCGCAACGAGCCAGGCGAGCAGCUCCUGCCCCGCGGGAUGCGCCCAGUGCGACCACAAGCCAUCGUCCUCGGCCUCGACCUCGGCCUCGGCCGCUGCCGCCGCCGCCGCUGCAGCUGCCGCCGCAGCCGCUGCCGCCUCCUCGCCCUACGCGGCAUACGCGCACGCGCAACUCGUAGCUCUGGCCGCCGCCUCCCAGAUGCCCUACGUUUGCAACUGGAUAGCCAGCGAUGCGGCCUUCUGUGGCAAGAGGUUCGCAAGCUCGGACGAGCUCCUUCAGCACUUCAGGAGCCAUACGGCCGGACAUCAGUCCGCCGCGGACUCGAACGCAGCCGCCGCGGCUGCGACUACUGCUGCCGCCCUCUCGUUACUCACACCACCGGGCCUCGGACCCGGGCAUCCGCUCCUCUCAAGGACCUACCCUACACCGCCGCUCAGUCCUCUCGCAACCGCGAGAUAUCAUCCCUACGGGAAGCCCUAUGGGGCACCUACUCUCUCCUCUCUGGGGCUACCGCUUCCACCGCCCCAUCAUCCGCACCCCGCAGCCGCGGGUCUACCCCCGUACUUUUCACCGUACUCGCUGUAUGCUGGCUCGAGAUUGGGCGCCGCCUCGGGCAUGCAUCCCUAAGAUGAUGCGCGGUUCCUAAGCGAAAUCAUGGAUAAGACAGG
This is a messenger RNA of Ceratosolen solmsi marchali, 1835 nucleotides long. RefSeq names its product zinc finger protein Elbow. The record is from RefSeq and is a predicted model, not a curated record. The coding region runs from base 109 to 1794 and encodes 561 amino acids. Lineage: Eukaryota; Metazoa; Arthropoda; Insecta; Hymenoptera; Agaonidae. Gene Ontology annotation, cellular component: nucleus. Gene Ontology annotation, biological process: negative regulation of DNA-templated transcription. The transcript is spliced from 2 exons.